AUGCCGCCCCUGAUCUUACAUAAUGUUCCAGAGGACGAGCUUUUCACUGGCGACGACGGUGUUACUAGACCAUAUGGCAUGUACUAUCCUGGCAACGAUGGCAACCCAACCGUAUCGCGCGUGCGCAGGACGGUCCCUGAAACAGGCUCUUUUGGAAAAUCAACCAGGCGCUCGAGAUCGAGGACAGGCACACCCGCAGCAAAACGAGAGGAUCCUACAUUGGUAGCCGCCGACGCGAUCUUCUCCCAGUUCUUCGCCCAAAAAGCUACCGAACUGCCGGAACUACCUCAGCGCAAAACCUCGCUCUCGGCCUCGAUCUCCCAACCAAAUCUCAGCUCUGGAGCACCCCUGGCGCAAAUCGAUGGAAAUGCAGGACCUUCGCGCUUCUCGAAGAAGGAACCUCACAAGGAACCUACGGAAGUCAUCUUAAGGGGAUUCGACUCGACGCAGCAAUAUGCUGUUAUCAGGGAGUACGAAAAUCUAGCUGGACGGAUCUGCGAAGAUUACCCUCGGGACGCACCCAUCGAGCAACGGCGAUACAAAACUGACCUCCGAGACCAAGCCUCCCUUCGCCGGAAACCCUUGACCAUGGAGGAGAAGGCCAAAGCGUUGAAGUUCGCAGGAGGAGAGCACUGGAUCAAAGUCACUUUCGAGUCCGCAGAAGCAGCAGAAAUCGCCGUAGAGUCGUCACCACAGAAUAUUAUGGGCCACCUGGUCUACGCUGAGCUCUACCGGGGCGUACCACCAACAUCAGACGAACCGGUCACUAUAACAGGCGGAGGGAAUUCGCGGACACCAGGGGGAAGCAGAUACCAAGCGCAAAGUCUGGGUACGACAUCAGGCUUUAACGCCAGCUCGGCCAGACGUCCAUUCUCUAACCUCCCUCUAUCACAAACUGCACUCGAAAUGCGCGAGGUUAGCUCUUCCUCGUCCACAGGCUCGCACACAUCCUCUCAAACCAUGGACACCGGUACCAUAGCCUCCUCUUUCUCAUCCGGCACAGUAAUCGGGCAGCUAGCCAGCGACCAAGAAACUGGCGACCUCCUCUACUGCCGCAAAAUCCCCACAGCCAAACGCAUGCAACUCCUUCCUGCCGAGAACGCUUACCUGCCGCAGCAAUCUAUGACGAAGAAAGUUGUUUCCAGCAUCCCUCUCAUCGGGUGGCUGACUGAAGAUAUCUUUGGCAGCGUGAUCCCCAGGACUGAUCAGGGGGAGUUUGAUUGGGCGCGUGCUAAUUUCUACUGGAGGGUGAUAUUCUUCCUCAAUUUCUUUGACUGGAUGGGGAUUGAGAAGGAGAACCAGGAGUAA
Molecule: messenger RNA, 1308 nt
Organism: Drepanopeziza brunnea f. sp. 'multigermtubi' MB_m1
Lineage: Eukaryota; Fungi; Ascomycota; Leotiomycetes; Helotiales; Drepanopezizaceae
Source: RefSeq, a predicted model, not a curated record